Molecule: messenger RNA, 1236 nt
Organism: Dendronephthya gigantea
Lineage: Eukaryota; Metazoa; Cnidaria; Anthozoa; Malacalcyonacea; Nephtheidae
Exons: 5
Coding region: 1-1236 (411 amino acids)
Source: RefSeq, a predicted model, not a curated record
AUGUAUGCCAAUGCUGUAGAACGCGAGGUUCAAAGAAUGCGCAGUAAACUUUGCUGUGGUUGUAAAGUAAGAGAUCAAGACUGUUUAAUUGAGUACGAGACAUGGCAGUUGUAUGGUUUCGAAGCCAUAGAGCAAGUUAACAAUACAUGCAUGAUAUGGAGUGAGUUUGUUGAAGUAACAAGAGUCUUAGACCUUAAGUGGUAUGAUGAUGUAUCUCAGCACUGGAAACAACUUACGAAAGAUCCAGAUUUUAUACUGAUCGAGUCCUUAAUGAACGUAAAAGAUCCUAAAGUUCAAAGUGCAUUGAACCAGCUGUCUCAUUGGAAAGGAGAUUCAUACCAAACUGAUCCACUAGAGUCAGGUGUCGUUGCCUUUUUUUGUAACCCGCCUAUCUUUAAGUACACGGUUAAAACAACAGGAGAACAGUUUACAAGAGUGUCUCAAUUGAAAACAAAUAUCAUCGGUCAGUUCAUUGAAGAAAUGGACAUAUUUUGUGAACUUCAGUGCGCUGUAAACCGUUUUUGUGUGGCGUAUAAUUACAAGAAAAAGAAAACUGACAAAGAGUUCAACUGUCAGCUAACCAACACAACUGAGCAUAAAUUUGACGAGCAUGAAGUUACCAAGGAAGAGCAAGCGUGGACGUUGUACAAGAUUAACGUGGACAGAAGUCAAUUUGCUACCUGCAGAGGAGAAAUGAAUGAAUGUCAUAACGGAGGGACCAUGAUUUGGCAUCCAGAAAAACAGUAUUUGUGUCAGUGUGUGGAAUGUUACGAAGGAAGUCGUUGCGAAAACGUCCUUGCGAAACCUCUCGGAAUGGCAAAUGGUACUAUUAGUAAUAACCAAAUCAAUGUAUCAAGCGAAUGGAAAGGUCAAGUUCAUCCGAACAGAGGGAGAUUAAACAUGACAGGGGCAUGGGCAUCAGGGAAAAACGAUCUUAAUCAGUGGUUUCAGGUUGAUUUCCAAAGAUCUACUCUGGUCACAGGAAUCAGUACCCAAGGACGCAGCAAUCUCAAUCAGUUUGUUAAGAGAUACACCGUUUCAUUUAGCCAAGCUGGAGAUAGUUUUCAGUUUUAUACACAAGAAGGAACAGUCAAGGAAUUCAAAGGUAACAACGACCGCUUUUCUGUUGUCCAUAACACGGUGAUUCCUCAUUUUUCUGCUCGGUUCAUUCGGGUUCAUCCAACGGCCUGGUAUGGACAUAUCUCGAUGAGAGUCGAAUUUUAUGGUUGUUCAUAA